Messenger RNA from Triticum urartu, 1347 nucleotides. RefSeq names its product V-type proton ATPase subunit C. Gene Ontology annotation, cellular component: vacuolar proton-transporting V-type ATPase, V1 domain. The record is from RefSeq and is a predicted model, not a curated record. Gene Ontology annotation, molecular function: proton-transporting ATPase activity, rotational mechanism. NCBI's taxonomy places the organism in Eukaryota, Viridiplantae, Streptophyta, Magnoliopsida, Poales, Poaceae. Gene Ontology annotation, biological process: proton transmembrane transport.
CGCCUCCAGGACGCCAUCUCCCGCCACUCCUUCGACACCCCGCUCUACCGCUUCACCGUCCCGGAUCUCCGCCCCGGCACGCUCGACUCCCUGCUCGCCCUCAGCGACGACCUCGUCAAGUCCAACAUCUUCAUCGAGGGCGUCUCGCACAAGAUCCGCCGGCAGAUCGAGGACCUGGAGCGCGCCGGAGGGGUCGAGCCCGGCACCCUCACCGUCGACGGCGUCCCCGUCGACAGCUACCUCACCAGGUUCGUGUGGGACGAGGGCAAGUACCCCGUCAACGCCCCGCUCAAGGAGACCGUCGCCAGCAUCCAGUCCCAGGUCGCCAAGAUCGAGGACGACAUGAAGGUUAGAGUUGCUGAAUACGGUAAUGUUAAGAGCCAGCUUGGCGCAAUCAACAGGAAGCAAACUGGGAGUUUAGCAGUUCGUGACCUUUCCAACCUCAUAAAGCCAGAGGAUAUGGUCACUUCGGAACAUCUAGUGACACUCCUUUCUAUUGUGCCAAAGUAUUCCCAAAAAGACUGGUUAUCAAGCUACGAGUCACUUGAUACGUUUGUGGUUCCGAGAUCGUCAAAAAAGCUUUACGAGGACAAUGAGUAUGCUCUCUACACUGUAACAUUAUUCGCCAAGGUUGUUGACAACUUUAAGGUCCAUGCUCGUGAGAAAGGUUUCCAGAUCCGUGACUUUGAGUAUAGUCCUGAAGCACAGGAGAGUCGGAAGCAAGAGCUAGAAAAGCUGCUGCAAGACCAGGAAGUUAUGAGGACCUCUCUAUUGCAAUGGUGCUAUGCAAGCUACAGUGAGGUAUUUAGCUCCUGGAUGCAUUUCUCUGCUGUUCGUGUCUUCGUAGAGAGUAUUCUGAGAUAUGGUCUGCCUGCACGGUUCCUGUCUGUUGUCCUAGCACCAUCUACAAAGAGCGAGAAGAAAGUAAGGAACAUCUUGGAAGGGCUAUGCGGCAAUGCUAACAGCAGCUACUGGAGAUCCGAAGACGACGUGGGCAUGGCUGCUGGCCUGGGAGGCGAGACAGAGUCUCACCCUUACGUCUCCUUCACCAUAAACUUUGUCUGAGGGUGUUUGAUGUAUAUUAUUUUGUGACAUCAAUUCUUUCAUGGUAUGUCGGUUUCGGUUUAUACUUCGGUAGUAGAUGAUCCGCGCCGAUCAAUAAUGUAGUCUUUCAGAGAACCUUGAACGUAUCCUGGCACAAACUGGGACUUCUCUUUUUUUGUUCUGCUACGGUGUUGCAACUGUUUACUUUUUGUGCAGUGUUGUAUUACUGGGUACAUUAUUGUAAUUUUGAGUAACCAGGUUCCAUAAUAAUAAAAUCAUGGUGAAUAAGCUGGGUAGUAUAAA